Molecule: messenger RNA, 4458 nt
Organism: Stegastes partitus (bicolor damselfish)
Lineage: Eukaryota; Metazoa; Chordata; Actinopteri; Pomacentridae
Gene: stat6
Product: signal transducer and activator of transcription 6, interleukin-4 induced
Exons: 22
Coding region: 540-2882 (780 amino acids)
Biological process (GO): regulation of DNA-templated transcription; signal transduction
Molecular function (GO): DNA binding; DNA-binding transcription factor activity
Source: RefSeq, a predicted model, not a curated record
UCUUUCGCGGACAGAGCAACGCCAAAACACGCUUGUGCUGCUGUUCACGAUCCCGCACGGCUUCAUUUCACGAGACUUGCAGGACUCACGUACCCACAUCCAAACAGCCCCGACGAGCUGCGCGUUCACAUUACAAACAGUCAUGUGCGGACUUGAACGUGAUGGCAGGAAAUCAUUCACCGUCCUCCUUUUCGUGACUAACAGGGAAGUGAGUCUAACCUACUUUCUGCGUUGCUGAAAAGUUGCGUGCGUCCCGCGGGAUCAGCUCUGCGCUCAGAGUGCGUGUUUUGAAUUUUGUAUCUUUUUUUUUUUUUUUUUUACACUUUUAUUUUCUCUCCUUUGGUUUGCUUUGACCGUAAAUGCCCAGCUUUCCGUCAGCGUCAGCCUUCAACUUGGUGAUGGAGGCAGGAAACGUUCAGUAGGCUGUUUGUGCCAGGCGGAGAAGAAGUUGUGAGACAGAAAGAGGGAGGAAGAGACGACGACCACAGCGUGUUUGUCAAUGUUUUGAAAUCUCUGUUUAACUGAAGCCCGGCUUGAUCAUGGCUCAGUGGAUACACAUGUACCAGAUGUUGCAGUGCUUGCCUGAUGAGACAGUCAACAACCUUUACCCUCCGGCCACCUUCCCCAUUGAAGUCCGACAUUAUAUGUCUGAUUGGAUUGAGAACCAAAGAUGGGAGGACUUUUCACUGGAAAAGAUGGAGCAAGAGAGCCCGGCUCAGAUUCUGUUGGACCAAACCAUCAACAUGCUGCAAACAAUUGCUCAGCAGAAAAACGAUGUCGUGGAAAAGAUGAAGCUGAUGCAGAUCAGCAGGAACAUGGGUAUGUUUCAGUCACAGCCUCUACAGUUCGCAGUAAUGGUCCGGGACAUCCUCAGGAAGGAGAGGGUUCUGAUCAGCUCGAACAACUCUGCACAGUACCAACCGUAUUCAAACAGAGACAACAUGCAGGAUGUGGAGCAUCUGGGUCUGAAGGUGCUGGAGGUCCAGGAGAUCCGGAAAAAAAUGCACCAGCUGCAAGAAGAGCUAAACUGGGAGAGGCAAAACUAUGAAAGUUUGCAAGGGCCAUUCCAACCGAAUGGACUGGAUUCAGCACGAACAGAAAUCCAGAAACUCCAGAACCACAUCCAGCAGCUGGAAUUCAAUGUGAAAGCGAUGGCCACGAAGCGUUUCCAGCUACUAAAGGAGUGUGUGGACUGUCUGGACCACUGUCAGAGUCGACUCAUCACCAGGCUGAAGGAUUGGAGGUGGGAGCAGCACAAGGCAGCCAUUGGACAUCCCUUCGACGACAACCUCAACCCUCUGCAGAACUGGUGUGAGCAGCUGCUUGGGAUGAAUGGGAACCUGAGACAAGAGCUGAUGUUGAUUGGGGAACGGAUCUCAGACCUCCAGGAAAGACUGGGGCAGCUUCUGCAGGUUCUGAUUCAGAGCUCUCUUGUUGUGGACAAGCAGCCCCCUCAGGUCAUUAAGACUCAGUCAAAGUUCUCCACGACUGUGCGAUAUCUGCUGGGGGAGAAAGUAGCUCCCGGGAAGCCUGUGGUGCUGAAGGCGCAAAUCAUUAAUGAACUGCAGGCCAGGAGCCUGGGCAGCGUACCAGGCGAUAACGUUGGGGAACUGAUCAACAACUCGGCCAUCCUUGAACACAACACAGCCAGCAAGAGCACAUGUGCCACCUUCAGAAACAUGUCCAUCAAGAAAAUCAAGAGAGCAGACAGAAAAGGAUCAGAGUCUGUGACAGAGGAGAAAUUUGCGCUUUUGUUCUCCACAGAGAUCACCAUCACAGGGUGUGACACUCCUUACAGGAUACAGAUGAUCUCUCAGCCGGUGGUCGUCAUCGUUCACGGCAGCCAAGACAACAAUGCUGUGGCCACCAUCAUAUGGGACUGUGCAUUUUCAGAACGAGACAGAGUCCCCUUUGUGGUGCCGGAGCGCGUGCCCUGGAGGAUGAUGUACAGCACCCUCAACAGUAAAUUUACCUCUGAGGUCCAGACGCAGCAUAAUCUGGACAACUACAAUCAGCACUUCUUGGCCCAGAAGAUAUUUGACAAGCCCGACUUUGCUGAAGACUUCAGCAACACGAUGGUUUCCUGGGCCCAGUUUAACAAGGAGAUGCUCCCAGGGCGACCGUUCACUUUCUGGCAGUGGUUUGAGGGAGUAAUGGAACUAACCAAGAAACACCUAAAGGUCUACUGGAGCGAAGGGCUGAUAUUUGGUUUCAUUGGGAAGCAACAUCUACACCUGAUUCUCAAAGACAGGCCCAAUGGGACGUUCCUGCUCCGCUUUAGUGACUCUGAGAUCGGAGGCAUCACCAUCGCUUAUGUGUCGGCUACUGAAAAUGGGGGACAGAAAAUCCAGAACAUCCAGCCUUUCACCAAGAGGGAUCUCGAGAUCCGUAGCCUUGGUGACCGCAUCCGGGACAUCAACCACAUCACAUUCCUGUAUCCUGACUUUCACAAACAUGAAGUUUUCAAAAAAUUCUACUCAGAGCCUGCAGCGCCCAGCAUCGGGGGUUACAUCCCUGUGUCUCUCCAUACUAAAGUCGGCACGGACACCACACUUAUGGAUCCCAAUAUGGCUCCUCUCCCUGAAAACUCUCUCAAUGUUUUCCCUGUGGAUGCGUCGUCCCUGGGUCCUAGUUUGGCACCUCUCCCAGAUAACCAGGCCGGUGCCUUCAUAGUGGAUACCACGCCCUCGCCUCCCAAUAUGGCAACUCUACCUGAAAACUCCCAUGUGGGCUUCAAUGUGCAUCCAUUCUCAUCACCGUUCGACUCACCGGACAUCCCUCAAGAAAUAAUGGAAUCUACCAGUAGCCCUCACCACAUUUCUCAAGGCAACGAUUUGGUCAGCAUGGAUUUGGACAGCAUUAUCGAGACUCUGAGCUCUUAGACAGAGUUCCCAUCAGCUGUUUUUGGAGUGCACAGCAGACGUCAAAUAGGGACUGAAGCCAAACUCAUCUGCCUUACCUUCAUGUGACAGAAGUGCCCUUGUCUGAGCAGAGGUUCUUCUUUCAGUAUCUACAGUUUCAUCUACUUUUGAGUGAAAAACUUAUGGGAGACAAAUAUGAUUUCUAUGGGACUCAACAUGCUGAGGUGGUGCUACGAGAAAGCAGGAGAUCAUUUUGAGGAUGAAGCAGAACUGAGAACAAACAAUAAGGAAAACGCGGUCACAACAUCAGCGCCUUGUUGUGCACGUCUCCAAGAACCUUUUGUUUCUCUCACCUGGUGGUAAGAUUUGUCAGUGUUGAUUUGUUUUACUUACUCUACUUUUGUUUAGGAGAAUAAGCAAACUACUGUACAGAUUACAGUGCUUUUCCAACAACAAAGCAUGAAAUAUGUUGCAUGUUGUCCUCUGUGCUUGUUCUGUAUUUUUUAGUGAUGAUGAAUCAAGCAUAUUUCAAUAGUAUUUCCAUAAUGUAUAUAACUUCAGUCAUAGUAUAUUGUACACUCAGUGAUACUCAUUAUGCAUGGUAAAUACUCAGCUGUGGGUCAAGCAGAGUUUGUGGACAUAACUUGCUUUCCGCUACAAUGAAAAUUAGGAACACAAAGGAAACAUUAAGCUUUUCCAUCACUGUUAACUGUGAAAUUAUACCACACUGAUGGACACUUGCAAUGCUCUUCCACUUCUAGAAGGCAGACGUGGUGAUGGUGGAGGGUAAAGCUUAUAUCGCUAUUACCGAAAGACUCAGUUGUGUUAACUUUUAUAUCAAUAUACUUACAGCAAGGUUAAUCUUUGUCGGUAUUGUUUUCUCCCCCUCCCUCAACUCCCUAAUUGUUAAAAUGGUGAACCCUAAUACAAACAAGCAAAAAACAACAUGAGACUGAUAAAACUGUGAUUUGAAAAAAAAUAAAAUAAAAGGAUAUUUUUACGUCUGCCAUCCCUUGAUGCUGGAACAUAAAUUCUAAACUUAGAUCUUAUUUUUAAUUAUUGUCAUGUUGAUUUAAAGGUGGAGUCUGGAGAAAGAUGGUUUGUUUCUGUGUACGAACUGUGAGGAAUUAUUAACCGCAUUUGACAUGAAGUUUAUUGAUUGAGAAUCGCAUACUCCACCUUUAAGUAUCACAUCAUAUGUAUAUUUGCAAUUUUGUAUGUUUUUUGGGUAUGGUUUUAAAUAUUGAAAUAGCAGCUAGGGAUAUAGCAAAAGAUGAAAAGUAAAGUACCUCUGCAGUUUAAAGGAAACAUCACAGUAAAGCUAUAUUCUAAAAUGGGGUUAGGGUGUCUUUGCUCUGUGGAAGUCUUAUUCUGAAUGAUGUCCAUCAAAUCAGUUUUGCACGACCUACUGUCACUGUCAGCGUCAUGCAUGUAAUAAUGAAACAGUGCGUUGGAUGUUGCAUGUUGCAUAUACGCUUCCUCGACCUUUUAGAACUCUUACACCGACUUUUGGAUAAAUGAACCUGAUGCUACUACUACAAUCCAUCUUUCACUGUGGUCACAAAUAAAACUGCAGUUUUUCUCGAAAUAUCCAAAA